GUUCUUUCAGAGUUUGUGUGGAGUAAUUGUAUGUAGACAGAACAGAGAGGCAGGGCUUUCAGCCGUCUGUAAAGUUAACAAAGAAAAGUCCUCUCCUUAUUUAGCUCUCAUUGUGUGUCUGUAUGAAUGAGUGAGUGUCAGAGAGAGAACAUCAGCUGGAGGAGAUCACAACUGUUUUUAUGCGUUUGUGAGAGAGGGAGUGGGACGGAAAUAGAGAAAGAGGGAGUGGAGAUAGCGAAGUGUAGAGGUGCUUCUAAUUGUUUUCAUUUUUCUCUAAUGACCACGGUGCCGUGCGGAGGAACAGAAACACAGAUUGCCUGUCAGUCUCGGGAAACACACUCCGCGUGAUCAUCUGGACGGACAAGUUUGCACCUGUUGAGCGUAUCUACUUCAUGUCCUGCAGUCAUGGCCGUCUGCACAGCUGUGUGAAACGGUGCCUGCGUUUGUCAGGGAUCGUCCGUUUUAUCCAGGAGAGAGAUGUCAUCGCUCUAUUCGCGCAAGGACCUUUCCUCUCGCUCCAGAAAGUCCCUGUCGGACUCACCGCCCUCCUCUCCGUCCCCCAGCACCAAAACCUUCAGACAAGACCGGGCGUCAAGGUCAGACUCCAGUGGAGUGGAGUCUCCGUCAGACCGACUGUCGGCUCGGACCGGCACAUACACACGCCGAGAGAACAGACUCGCCUCUUUGAGCAAAACAGACGACAACUCUGCCAGCAAGGACUAUAAGAAGCUGUACGAGGACGCACUGGCCGAGAAUGAGAAGCUGAAGUCAAGACUGGACGACAGCAAACUGGAGCUCACCAAAAUCCGCUCACAGCUUGACAGAGUCGCACAGAAGCAGGACAGACUAUCAGAGAGGUCCACUGUAUUUGAAUCAGAGAAAAGGGAAAAAGAAGCAUUGGAGAAAAAGGUUUCAGACAUGGAAGAAGAAUUAAAGACCCUUCCCGCUCUGGCUCGACUGCAGGCUCUCCGCAGGGGGAACGCGCGCCUCCUAGUGGAGAACAAAGCCAUGCUGCGCACCCUCGCCCGCCUCUCUCAGACGGCCUCUCUCCCCGAGACGGAGGAUCUCUAGUCCUCUGCUCGCUUCUCUGUCCCUUCCUCCCUCCUGUUGUCCGCUGCACCCUGUAGUCCUCUUCCUCUGCCCCUCUGAUGCACACCUCUCAGGCAGGUCUCGCUCUUUCAUUUGUUUCUUUUGCAUUGGUUAAGCUUUUCCGUCCAUUCUUUCUUUCUCGCUCUUUCUCUCCUGGGUCUGGGGAAGGGCAGCCCUUCACAUUCCUCCUGCAGGCGAUGGCUUUGAAGAUAUUUAUAGAUCUUCCAAAACCCAUGACCAAACGCCUCUACACUCCAGCAAUGUCCAAAUCAAUUCACAGCCGCUGUAGCUUCACAUUCACAGUCUCUGUGGACACAUAAACUCACUGGUUACAGAAUAUUGGAUAACAAUAUUACACACAGUUAGUAAAAAAGUCAAUCAAAUCAUUUUAAAAAUGACACAAAAUUACACAAACAAAAUUAUGAUAGAAUGAUUAA
This is a messenger RNA of Rhinichthys klamathensis goyatoka, 1526 nucleotides long. RefSeq names its product protein phosphatase 1 regulatory subunit 12B. Gene Ontology annotation, cellular component: cytoplasm. The transcript has 7 exons. Gene Ontology annotation, molecular function: enzyme inhibitor activity; phosphatase regulator activity; protein kinase binding. The record is from RefSeq and is a predicted model, not a curated record. Bases 478 to 1071 code for a protein of 197 amino acids. Lineage: Eukaryota; Metazoa; Chordata; Actinopteri; Cypriniformes; Leuciscidae.